AGGUUUGGCUCAUAAAAUGGGCAGAGUAAUACAAAAUUAACAAGCAGGUGCAGGAAUAUGGAGACUCCGGCCACCAGCAAUAUGGAGACUCCGACCACGAGUGCCGGCCAAGACUCUUUCAGCUAUGUCUCAGUGGGAGACGACGGUGAUCCGAGCAAGACAUUCUGCAAAUGUGGUGAAGGCUGGGCAUGCGUUGUCACCAAAACCGAGGAACCUGCUGCCACCAACGCCUUCUUCAAAUGCGCCGAAAAGUGUACCUGUCUCAUAGACACAAAAACAGAGGGGGACUCAAAGACGUACGCCCUAAAGAGUCCCGGAGCAGGCAUGGCGAUUUGCAGAGUUGGAGAAGGUUACACCUGCGUCAUCACCAAGACCACUGGGCCGGAUGCAGGCACGACAUUUGUGGAGUGCGGUGGAGGUUGCACGUGUAUGAUUAAUGGACCUUAGAACAAAUGCUUGUGGCUUGUGGCUUGUGGCUUGUGGCUUGUAGUUUGUACUAGGCCCAUACAUAUAUAAGGGGCUUGCUAUAUCAACUUUGGGUGAGGUUUGAGUCAUUUGUAGAAGCCUGUUUGAGAAACUAUGCUGUGGGUAUUGAUCAUUGAUAACUACGUUGUACAAUAUUAUGUAUGCGAAGGAUUGUCAAAAGAUAUGUGUAUAUAGUGAAAUUAGCUUUGGAUA
This is a messenger RNA of Vitis riparia (riverbank grape), 678 nucleotides long. RefSeq lists its product as uncharacterized. NCBI's taxonomy places the organism in Eukaryota, Viridiplantae, Streptophyta, Magnoliopsida, Vitales, Vitaceae. The record is from RefSeq and is a predicted model, not a curated record. Bases 58 to 447 code for a protein of 129 amino acids. The transcript has 3 exons.